Molecule: messenger RNA, 1131 nt
Organism: Yamadazyma jaroonii
Lineage: Eukaryota; Fungi; Ascomycota; Pichiomycetes; Serinales; Debaryomycetaceae
Source: the annotation of a GenBank genome assembly
AUGAAGCGCAGACAGGUAAAAGUCUUCAAGGUGGUGAAGAAACCCAGAACAUUUCACGGAGAUAUUGAAGAAACUCCUUAUAAGUAUGCUUCAGUGAAAGAUGUCAAUGAUAGACAACCCAAGAAUUGGUCUUCGAUAUAUAAUGGAAUAGUUGAGAUGAGGAAGUUAUUUAAAUGUCCUGUUGAUAUGAUGGGAUGUGAAUCCAUUCCCAAUACCAUCACUCCCAACCUAUCAGUGAAUGAUCCCCAAAGAUACAGAUUUCAACUUCUUCUUUCUUUGAUGCUUUCAUCUCAAACUAAAGAUGAGAUCAAUUAUGAAGCCAUGUUAAAGUUGAAUAACGAGUUGAAAGGUACCAAGGGAUUAACUAUUGAUGGGAUCUUAUCCCUUGAAGAUGCUAGACUCAACGAACUCAUAUUCCAGGUGGGUUUCCAUAAUCGUAAAACAGGUUAUAUCAAGAAAGCUUGUGAAAUCUUGAAAGCACAAUAUGAUAACGACAUACCAAAGACUAUCGAAGAGAUAGUCAAAUUACCAGGAGUUGGGCCUAAAAUGGGAUACCUCCUCCUACAAAAGGGAUGGAACAAAAAUGAUGGUAUUGGUGUGGACGUUCAUUUGCAUAGAUUGGCCAUAAUGUGGGGAUGGGUGAAGAAUUCCCUGAAUCCUGAAGUUACUCGUGCUCAGCUUCAAGAUUGGUUACCCAAAGAACAUUGGGGUGAUGUCAAUCCAUUACUAGUUGGAUUUGGUCAAGUCAUUUGUACUCCACAGUUCAAAAACUGUGACAUUUGUUUGUUAGGGAGAGAUAAGAUAUGUAAAGCUAGAAACCAAAAAAUGAUAAAUCAACCACUAUCGGAGAAAAGAAUCGAAAAACUUCAAUCCUCAAGGGGUGAACUUAAUCAAUUGAUAGAUUUCAUACAGUCCAGAGAAAACAAGAAUGAAGAUGAUAAAGAACAAGACAUUAAAGUUGAGAUCAAAGAAGAGAUCAAGACUGAAAUCAAGGCCGAGACUAUAGAGAAUUCCAUUAAAGUUGAACGAACUGAACAAAUUCAAACCAGAACUAGAAAAUCCCGUCAUAAAAUCAAACUUGAGUCUUCAGACACAUUAAAUUCGGAAGCCAAUAUCAAAGUUGAAGGAUAA